This is a messenger RNA of Dipodomys ordii (Ord's kangaroo rat), 3090 nucleotides long. RefSeq names its product carbohydrate (chondroitin 4) sulfotransferase 11 (gene Chst11). The record is from RefSeq and is a predicted model, not a curated record. Gene Ontology annotation, cellular component: membrane. Lineage: Eukaryota; Metazoa; Chordata; Mammalia; Rodentia; Heteromyidae. Gene Ontology annotation, molecular function: sulfotransferase activity. The transcript is spliced from 3 exons. Gene Ontology annotation, biological process: carbohydrate biosynthetic process; proteoglycan biosynthetic process. Bases 471 to 1514 code for a protein of 347 amino acids.
AUAUAUAGAUCAUUGGAGCGCAAUGAAGUAGCCUUUGGAGCAGGGAGGGGGGACCCCGUCCGACAACCACCGCCGCCACAGCGCACGGCAGCGGCGGCCGCGCCACCAUCACCGCUCGCACCCGAGUCGCCCGGCCCACGAGGAGGCAACGGCCGCCGCCGCCGCCUCCGGAGGGAGCGGCGAGACGACCGGCCAGGAGCGCGCCCCGGCCGGCCACCUUCCCCCGGGUACUUCCAGAGCAAGUCCGGUGUCUUCCACACCCCCUCCCCGGUUCCCGGGCUGGGGACUCCGGAGAGCCGCUGCAAAAAUCUAAGCGAUCCGCCCUCCCGAGCCCUUCGCCCGGCCCUGCCCUGCGCCUCCCCGGCUGGGAUCCGCGUGCCGGGGUCCCUGCUCCUGCGCCCGGGGCGCGUCUCCGGACCCCCCACCCCCCACCCCGCCAUCGAUCCACCUCCGGCAGCCAGGACAAAGCCAUGAAGCCGGCGCUGCUGGAAGUGAUGAGGAUGAACAGAAUGUGCCGGAUGGUGCUGGCCACUUGCUUGGGAUCCUUUAUCCUGGUCAUCUUCUAUUUCCAAAUUAUGAGGAGGAAUCCAUUCGGUGUGGACGUCUGCUGCAGAAAGGGGUCACGAAGUCCUCUGCAGGAACUCUACAACCCCAUCCAGCUGGAGCUCUCCAACACUGCAGUCCUGCACCAGAUGAGGCGAGACCAGGUGACAGACACCUGCCGAGCCAACAGCGCCAUGAGCCGCAAGCGACGGGUGCUGACCCCCAACGACCUGAAGCACUUGGUGGUGGAUGAAGACCAUGAACUCAUCUACUGCUAUGUGCCCAAGGUGGCAUGUACCAACUGGAAACGUCUCAUGAUGGUCCUCACCGGGCGGGGCAAAUACAGUGACCCCAUGGAGAUCCCCGCCAACGAGGCCCACAUCUCGGCCAACCUGAAGACCCUCAAUCAAUACAGCAUCCCAGAGAUCAACCAUCGCUUGAAAAGCUACAUGAAGUUCUUAUUUGUCCGGGAACCCUUCGAGCGCCUGGUGUCUGCCUACCGCAACAAAUUCACCCAGAAAUACAACACCUCUUUCCAUAAGCGCUAUGGCACCAAGAUCAUCAAACGCCAGCGCAAGAACGCCACCCAGGAGGCCCUACACAAGGGGGCUGAUGUCAAGUUCGAGGAGUUCGUGGCUUAUCUCAUUGAUCCCCACACCCAGCGGGAGGAGCCCUUCAAUGAGCACUGGCAAACCGUCUACUCGCUCUGCCACCCCUGCCACAUCCACUACGACCUCGUGGGCAAGUACGAGACCCUGGAAGAGGAUUCCAAUUAUGUCCUCCAGCUGGCAGGAGUGAGCAGCUACCUGAAGUUCCCCACCUAUGCAAAGUCUACGAGAACUACCGACGAGAUGACCACAGAGUUCUUCCAGAACAUCAGCUCCGAGCACCAGACGCAGCUGUAUGAAGUCUACAAACUCGAUUUUUUAAUGUUCAAUUAUUCAGUGCCAAGCUACCUGAAAUUGGAAUAAAGGGGGCUGGGGUAGAGGGUAGGGUGGGGGAGGGAGAGAAUCCUGCUUUUUAAUUUAAGAUUUUUAUUUGUCAAAUGAAUUAUAUGGAUAUGGGGUUAUUUUGUAAAUUAAUAUUUCCUCGGGGAAGAUGCUGCUAGCAGCAUUGGUGAGAAUUAUUUUUUAAAAAAAAUCCUUCGUCGGGAAGGACAGCUGUCUUUGCAGGGGAACAGGGCGAUUGUCCUUGGUUUUUUUUUUUUUUUUUUUUAGAAGUGAAUACUGCAACACUGUCUCAGAGAUUUCCUUGUGUUCUGGUGAAUUCCAUGAAUUAUGCAUUCCAUAAAUUCUAAUUAAUAUUAUUUAUAGUUAUUUAAACAUGGUCUCUGUAUAGAUUUCUUUUGUGUGUGUGUUUGUAUGUGGCAGCAGACUGCUAUGUCUUUGCAGAGGAAAUCUAUGGUCUGUGCUUCUCUUUGCAACAGUUCAUUUGGAGACAUGCUGGUUCUCCACAUCAACCUCUCACAGAGUUGUAUAGUGACAACCCUUGUGAUGUGCAUAAAUGCCAUCAUUCAGGAAUUCUGUUAGGAAUAAGUAGGUUGUUAUUGCCCUUAGGGCUAGGCCUGUGGUGCAUGCCUAUAAUCCCAGCUGGGUGGGAGGCAGAGAUGGGAGGAUCCCAGUCUGAGGCUGGCCCAGGCAAAAGCCUGAGAUCUCAUCUGAAAAAACAAACUAAAAGCUAAAGGGCUGAGUCAUGGCUCAGACCUCUAAGUUCAAUCCUCAGUACUGCCAAAGAAAGAGGCAUCAUCACAAAGGACUAACUCUAAGCUAAUUUCAAUUGACCCCAAAGUCCCUUCCAUGAAAGAAAUGUGAUUUUUUUUUGUAACCCAAGCAAAGAGCUGAUUUUUCACCAGAACUAGCAGUCUGGUAGUCUAGGCUUUUAUAUAGAAAUGAACUGGCAGUGCCAGUUGUGGUGAAGGCAAAGUGACCAUAGCUUUAUAGUCGGCAUGUAUUUAUUGAGCAUCUGCUCCCUUCUAGGCCCAACUAUAUAGGCCUGCAGACAGAGCAUUGGACAAAGCCAAUAGUCAAGCAGCUUUACAUGGACACAGGGAAGCCAGCUUGACAGUGAGCAAACCCAUGAUAUUCCUGGGUUUGAGGGGCUAUUUGUGAGCAACCCCAGGAGGUCCAUAACCCUUUCAGCUGUGCAUUUUUCUUUGGCCCAAAUCUGAAAACCUCACACUUGGCUCGGUCCUCUCUACAUGGUUAGUAAUCUAAGGUCAUUACCCAACACAAGAAAUGCAAAAAGUGUUUCCGCUCAUGUGCCUGUUGCAAUUUGGUGGUCAUGGUUUCUUUUAAAUCCCCCCAGGGAUUCUCCAGGCACAGUGUGGAACUGUGCUAUGAUUGAUUAGUGAUGUCUGCCUGGAUGAGGAAAGGGGAACGUGGUCAUCUUGCAUCCAGCAGCCACAUUCUCAUACAGAAGCAUUAGCUACUGCUUGCUGCAUUUAAGAGUGAGUGGCAUGCAUACAUUUUGGGAUUUUCAAUGGUCUAGCAUUUCUACCCCUUCUGAAGGUCAAAGAUGAAGAUUCAUACACACACACACACACACACA